AUGCCCAACAUCUUCUCCGGCUUCGUCACCAAGACCGGCGUCAUGCGCAAGACCAUCACCGUCACCGUCCACCGCAAGUUUGAGCACCCCAAGCUCCUCAAGACCAUGCACCGCACCACCAAGAUCCUCGUCCACGACGAGCAGGAGACCGCUAGGAUAGGCGACAGCGUCACGAUCCUCCACGGCCGCGCGUUCUCCAAGCGCAAACACUACAACCUCCAGUCCAUCGACCGCAGGGCCCACGUCGUUGGCCAGGCCGACGCCCCCGCCGUCGAGGCUGUCGAGACCGCGACCGCGACCCCAGCACAGCAGUAA
This is a messenger RNA of Apiotrichum porosum, 315 nucleotides long. RefSeq lists its product as uncharacterized. Gene Ontology annotation, cellular component: mitochondrion; ribosome. Bases 1 to 315 code for a protein of 104 amino acids. Gene Ontology annotation, biological process: translation. The record is from RefSeq and is a predicted model, not a curated record. NCBI's taxonomy places the organism in Eukaryota, Fungi, Basidiomycota, Tremellomycetes, Trichosporonales, Trichosporonaceae. Gene Ontology annotation, molecular function: structural constituent of ribosome. The transcript has 2 exons.